UUCAAAACUCUUGUAAUUCCCCGAACCAAGCACUCGUCCUGUCGCUUCAAAACUCGUCCCUCCUAUUAUUCUGUCUCAUCGGAAGCCAAAAACUUACGAAAGAGACUGUAAUUUCCAGUAACUACAAAAAUGAGGUUCAAUUUCGAGAUGUCGGAUGCAAGCAUUGAGGAUCAUGAGGCAGACCACAAAUCCCAAUCCAAAUCCCUAAUUCCUUUUUCUUCUCCUUCUCCUUCAACUCCCAAUGACAAACUUCAAUGGCUGCCUCUUCAAGACAACCCUUUCUUCUCUUCUUCUACUGCUCAGUACUCCGGUGUUGGGGAGUCAUCCGAUAAUCGAUGUCGGACCAAUUUUAUGGCUUGGGAUGGAGCUUCUAGAAUCUACUUUUGGGAUUCGGAAAAUAAAUGUUUGCACCGUUUUUCUGUUCGCUUAGGUGAACCUGAACCUACUUCCGUUCUUGCUGCUACUCCAUCUAAGGUGUUGCAACCGGAUAUUGAGCUUGAUUUUCAUGUUACCAAAGUCUCUAUUAAUAGAAAUGGUUCAGCAUUACUUCUUACUAGUUCACAUGGCAUGUGUGCCAUGUACCUUUAUGGAUGUACUUCUGCGAAGGAUAAUUCAAUUAUUUGUAGGACUGUCCCUGUUGGCUCCGAAUUAUAUGAGAAAAGUAAUGGUGCUAUUCGCAUAUUGCAAGUGACAUGGCAUCCUUAUAGCGAUACACAUGUCGCAGUUCUUUCUUCUGAUUCAGUUUUCAGAAUAUUUGAUCUGUCUUCUGCUCUUAAUAAGCCUGAGCAGGAAUACUAUUUACAGCCGCUAGAGCCAGGUAGAUCCCGGAAUGCAUCAUCUAUCUGCCCUGUUGAUUUUUCCUUUGGACGCGAUCACUUGUGGGACAGAUUUAGUGUUUUCAUUUUGUUCAGUGAUGGUUCUGUUUACGUACUUUGCCCAGUGGUUCCAUUUGGAAGUGUAUUCAUGUGGGAAUCAAUAGUGGAGAUUCACACUGACGCACAAACUUUUGGUCAGAAAUCUGCCAACUCAACAGCUAUCAGUAAUUCAAGCCUUGCCAUAUCUUGGCUGGAAGCAACAUUUCCUGAACUGGGCCAGGGAAUGGAAACUAGUCACAUCUCAGCGGUGAAGGCUCGUCCCUAUGUGUUGAUAGACAUGUCACUUUCCUUGCAGGGCCCCCUUCGUAAAGUUUGCCGUAAUGAGGAAAGUGAUCCUGGAUUCCAAUGCAGUGGUCGUACUGUGAGUUUUUUGUACAACUCCAUUGGUAAGGACUCAGUCUUGGUAACUGCAUGGAGUGGCGGGCAAUUACAAUUUGAUGCCCUAGUUGAUGAAACUCAACCUCUUUGGCGUACUGGAAAUCCCCCACGCCUUUCAUUUGAUUCCCAAGAUCGUAUACGUGGGUUUGCUAUGAUAUGUGAAUCAGUUGCUGAUCAGCUUUCUGUAAUUAGGCUUGACCAGCCUCUUGAUUAUUGUGCUUGGUCAGGUCAUCCACCUCCGUUAUUAACACUGGUUAUUGUAGAUUUGGCUCUGCCUAGAACCAUUGAUAGCGACUCGGUAAUUUCUAUGUUUAUUGAUCCUCUUAUCCCUGAGAGAAUAUUCUGCCUUCAUGAUGGAGGUGUAGAUUCAAUAGUGUUGCACUUUCUACCAUUUGCACAUCAGACGAGUGGGAAGGAUGAAACAAUGAAAACUCCGUCUGUGCAUUCUGUGAUAAGUACAUACCAGGGAUCUACAGGUACCUCUUCUCCUCUUUCUGGGUUUGUGGUUCUAUCUGAUUCAUUUGGCUACUCGUGGAUUGCUGGAGUUACUUCUACUCGUGAAUGUAUCGUGCUGGAGAUGAAAACUUGGAAUAUUUUACUCCCCAAGCUCAUGGACAUGGAGAAGAAACCCAACAAGUCUGACGAAACAGAAGAGACGAUCACUCCAGAUAUUAUAAGUAGAGAGCUCCUUGUGGGACCCCAGAUUGUUAGUGUUCCACAGGGAUCUAGUUUGCGAUCAGUUGCUGCUGAUUCCAUUGAAGGCCGAUCAGCCCUGCAUGAGUAUUUCAAACUUUUCCAUGAGAACUACGUGGAGUAUGCGCAUAAGGUAUACUUUGAACUCAAGCAUCAUGGGCCUCAUCUGAAGAACAUAAUAGAAAAUCUAAAUGUACGGUUAAGUGAAGCUCAGCAGAAGCUAGUGAAUGUUGAAAAGAAACAGCCGGAACUAGAUGACAGGAUGAAACGUGCAGUUGAGCACCAUCAGCUCUUGGAGAAGCGCUUGCAUAACUUGAGAAGGCUUCCUGGGAUUUAUAAGAAACCAUUGACUCGAGCGGAGCGUGAGUUCAAGUCAGAACUUGACAGGUUUAGGACUGUUGAGCUGGAUGCUUUGCGAACUUCUAUUGAAGCGUUGAACGGAAGAUUGAGAAGGUACAGUCAAUCUCUCAAGAGAAAGGCACCCAACAUUCAGAAGACCCCCUCCAGGAAGAACAACUUGGUACAUGACUCCCAGCUAGACCAACUAAAAGAUUCACUUGAAAAACUUUCACUUGUGAACAGUGAGAACUCAAAGAAAGUUAAACUAGUAGAAACCGCACUGAAGAAUUGGGACGAUGAUAGAUCUUAAUAGAGUCGAGUCAGAUAAAACACCUGUUAUUGAUCGGUUUUCAAGUAUGCUUUUGUGCCGAUGUUCUCUGAAUUCAAUCUGGUGGCCAAACUAUGACAAGCUCCUUGAUGGUUUUGGACUUUGGUUUUGAACAAAUUCACAUUUCUCCCUGCAGAAAGCAAUGAAAUUCAGAAGACUCUUGUGCAAUACUCAAAUGCAGGUACUUAUUCGCGCAGUAUUAGGCGAGAAAAAAAUACAGAUUUGACAUGCUCUGUCCGUGUAUGGCAGCAUUUUGCUGGAAAUCUGGUGUUAUUUAUUGUAUAUUGUUUAUUUUGUAUCGCACGAGGAAAAUGAUUCAAUACUGGUAGAAUUGUAUUACUAGCAAAAAAAGAAAGUCGGAACUAAAAGACGUGCCAUAUUAAUCACGGAACUUUCUAACCGAAUUGUAUUACUAGAUAAUAUGCUGACGAGUAAAAUGUCUCGACGAGCUUCCAAGAAUUGGAUUCUUAUUGAAGUAUAGACAAACUUUAUUCAA
Amaranthus tricolor (Joseph's coat) is the source of this 3109-nucleotide messenger RNA. Its product is annotated as nuclear pore complex protein NUP88. Gene Ontology annotation, cellular component: nuclear pore. NCBI's taxonomy places the organism in Eukaryota, Viridiplantae, Streptophyta, Magnoliopsida, Caryophyllales, Amaranthaceae. The transcript has 9 exons. Gene Ontology annotation, biological process: protein import into nucleus; ribosomal small subunit export from nucleus; ribosomal large subunit export from nucleus. Gene Ontology annotation, molecular function: structural constituent of nuclear pore; protein binding. The coding region runs from base 130 to 2595 and encodes 821 amino acids. The record is from RefSeq and is a predicted model, not a curated record.